AUGUUAACCAAUGUGUUAAAAAGUCCAGUCCAUUCAAAGCUUCACGCCUUGACACCAGCACCAGCUAAUAAGGACAGCUGCGAUUUUGAUCUGCCUCCACUCUGGAAUGAUUUGGAAGUUCCGGAAUCGGGUGUAGAUGAUUCAGAUUCUGAUUAUGAACCGGAUUAUAGGCUAUAUUUGCAUCAUGAAGCGGACAGUCCUACUCCCAACAUGGUCGCGUAUGCCCAACGGACACAAAGACCGCCGUCUCCACCGUGGCCGGAAGUGACUCCGUUCGAUUUCAGCGUCCAUGGCUGUAGCGAAUGGGAGCGUGAAGAGGCCCUGUUGGUGAAAAUGGGACCUGAAGAAGCCAUGAAAAGGAUCGCUCAGUUUCAAGAAAAUGUCAAUAAGAAAGCUCUUAUUGACUGGGUCAGAGUAACUGGACUUCCCAAUCCCCGUAAGCGAAAAAUAGAUCGCUUACUUGAAGAUUUUGCAACUGAUAUAUUGAAAUACAACAAGCCCCAACCUUUUAGCUGGCCAGUACCUGCCGGUACUCAUGGAGGACUUCUCGCUAUCCGGGCUCGUAUUACAUACGAGUUUUGGAAAUUCUUCAUGUCAGAGGGAAGGAAGACACUUUAUGAAUACAACAGCACCAAUGGCACCGAUAUAAAAAUCUCUAGGGAAAAGACCAUCACAUUGGAGGAUCAGGACAGACUAGGACUCUAUAUAAGAAAAAUCAUCAAGGAUGAAUAUAAAAGAAUCAACAAGAAGGGAGUAGAAGUAACCUUGAAGAAAAGCCUUCUUAAAAUUGGAGACUAUCAGCCUGUGAAGCCGGCAAUUGCUGCAAUCAUGUUGGACAUUGAUAUUGAGGCGUGGUCCGGACUUCCACUUGAACAAUUGCUAACUGAAAAGGAAAAGGAAUCAUUGGAGAAAGGUGAAAUCAAAAGAGGAUCGAUGCAACUACCUGACAUAACAUUGAGCAAGCAUACGCGAAUGGUGGAUGAACAAGGAGAAAUUGCAAAUGGAAUAAAUGUAGUGAAUGAAGAGGAAGAGAAGGAAAAUCAAGAAGACGAGGACCGUCCAACUACUUCUAAGAAGAGAUCAAGUGACCCCGUUGAAGACGAACCUUCCAUUAAAAAGAGAAUGUUGCAAUAA
Messenger RNA from Cylicocyclus nassatus, 1134 nucleotides. The record is from the annotation of a GenBank genome assembly. NCBI's taxonomy places the organism in Eukaryota, Metazoa, Nematoda, Chromadorea, Rhabditida, Strongylidae.